This is a messenger RNA of Phytophthora megakarya, 360 nucleotides long. NCBI's taxonomy places the organism in Eukaryota, Oomycota, Peronosporomycetes, Peronosporales, Peronosporaceae. The record is from the annotation of a GenBank genome assembly.
AUGCUCCCGGAAAUUGAGGAACUGACCCCAGAAUGUAACAUCGACGAAGCUAAUCUCGGAGUUCCGGGGAUCACAAAUCCAGAGAUGGAAACCAAGAUGAUAGGGAUCCUGAAACGCCAUCGCAGCAUCUUCCUGGGAGAUGUCAACGCAGCUCCAGCCCCAGCUAAGGGCGUAGUGUGUGAUAUCGACGUUGGCGAAGCAAAACCAGUGGCUUUUCGUGCGAGACAUUGCCGUACCUUUCUUGGUGAAGAUUUAUUGGAGGCAGGGCUCAUUGAGCAUUCAGAGUCCGAGUGGUCAUCACCUAUUGUGAUUGUGCUGAAGAAAAAAGGCAUAUACAUCCGGAUGUGUAUUGACUACUGA